Drosophila eugracilis is the source of this 558-nucleotide messenger RNA. RefSeq names its product general odorant-binding protein 28a (gene Obp28a). Gene Ontology annotation, molecular function: odorant binding. Lineage: Eukaryota; Metazoa; Arthropoda; Insecta; Diptera; Drosophilidae. The record is from RefSeq and is a predicted model, not a curated record. The transcript has a single exon. Gene Ontology annotation, biological process: sensory perception of smell. The coding region runs from base 14 to 442 and encodes 142 amino acids.
UCGGCCAAACAUCAUGCAUUGCUCCCCAAUCAUUCUUGUGGCAGUAGUCCUCUGCGCCAGCCUUGUCCGCGGCUUUGACGAAAAGGCAGCCAUGGAAAAAUUCCUGGAGUCUGCCGAGGCCUGUAUGCCGGAAGUGGGUGCUUCUGACGCCGACCUGCAGGAAAUCGUGAAAAAGCAGCCGGCCUCUUCCUAUGCUGGAAAGUGCCUGCGCGCCUGUGUGAUGAAGAACUUUGGUCUGAUCGACGCCAACGGCAAGCUGGAUACGAAUGCCGGGCGCGAGAAAGCAAAGCAGUACACUGGUAACGACCCAGCCAAGUUAAAGCUGGCCCUCGAGAUCGGUGACACGUGUGCAGCCAUCAGUGUGCCGGAUGAUCACUGUGAGGCCGCCGAAACCUACGGCGCCUGCUUCAAGAGCGAAGCCAUCAAACACGGACUUAUGUAGUCGAGAACCUUAAACUGACCUGACCACCUGAAGUAAACUUUCCCUGGAAACGCACAUAUGUACCUUUUAAGUUUAAUGAUUAGAGAUCAAGGAGAAUAAUUACAUUUUAAAAAGCA